This is a messenger RNA of Selaginella moellendorffii, 974 nucleotides long. Its product is annotated as short-chain dehydrogenase TIC 32, chloroplastic. The transcript is spliced from 8 exons. The record is from RefSeq and is a predicted model, not a curated record. Lineage: Eukaryota; Viridiplantae; Streptophyta; Lycopodiopsida; Selaginellales; Selaginellaceae. Bases 1 to 969 code for a protein of 322 amino acids.
AUGGAUUUUCUCCGUUACCUCUUUGGAUGCAAAGGGCAGAGCGGAUAUGGAUCGUCAACCACAGCGGAGCAAGUCGCUGACGGCAUUUCUUUGUCCUCCUACACCGCCAUUGUGACUGGAGCAACAUCUGGCAUUGGAGUAGAAACUGCAAGGGUGCUAGCAAAACAAGGCGCUUGUGUGGUUAUUCCCGUGCGGAAGCUCCAAUCCGGGGAGGAAGUGCGAUGCAAAAUCUUGCAAGAGUUUCCGGAUGCAAAUGUUGCCAUCUUAGAGCUUGAUCUGAGCUCCCUCAAAUCCGUGCGGAAGUUUGUGGCCAAUUUCAAAGCUCUUAAGCUCCCUCUCAACAUUCUCAUAAACAAUGCAGGAAUUGCUGCUGGAAAAUUCGUUCUGUCGGAAGAUGGUCUUGAGCUAGAUUUCGCAACAAAUUAUAUGGGCCAUUUCCUGCUAGUUGAGCUGCUAAUAGAGGAUAUGAUCAAAACGGCAAGGGAGAGUGGCAAGGAGGGAAGGAUCGUAAUCGUGUCUUCAGAGGCGCAUAGGUUCACACCAACUGGUGGAAUAGCCUUGGACAAGAUAAACGACAAAAAAAGCUUUUGGUAUGCGACCUCUUAUGGUCAAUCGAAACUGGCAAACUUGCUCCAUUGCAAGGAGCUCUCCAAGAGGUUACAGGAAAUGGGAGACGUCAAUGUAACAGUCAAUGCUUUACAUCCGGGUAGCAUCAGCACUGGCAUUGGACGUGAUUUCAACGCAUUGUUCACAAGGACAAUAUUUGCAUUGGGAUCUCCAUUCCUGAAAAACGUUUCACAGGGAGCUGCUACAACGGUUUAUGCUGCAGUUCAUCCGUCACUCAAAGGUAUCAGUGGCAAAUACCUUAUGGAUUGCAAUGAAGCGGAUUGUCACGCUAAUGCAAAGGACAUGAAACUGGCCAACAAGCUCUGGGCGUUUAGUAUGACCUUUUUAUCAUCUCUUAGCUGAUCAGA